AUGUCUCAACCUGAUCCCGCAACAGCUCCUGUUGUUGAGUCUGAGGAUUCUACUACAAAAAACAAUGCAGUUCAAACAGCUAAUGAACCAUCUAGCACUGAUUCUGCUCUUUCAACUCCAGUCAAUCAACAAGUAAAUGACGAUGGAGGCAAGGGAAGUGUGAUUGAAGAUAACACUGUAGAAGUGUAUGAGAUGCCAAAGAAGCCAGCCUCUGCUUAUAUCACUGUAUCAUUGAUUUGUCUAAUGGUGUCAUUUGGGGGGUUCAUCUUUGGCUGGGAUACAGGGACCAUUUCUGGAUUCGUUCAACAGACUGAUUUCAUCAGAAGAUUUGGAACAGCUAAUGGUGAUGGGACAUUUUCUCUUUCAAGGGUUAGAACUGGUUUAAUUGUUUCCAUUUUCUGUAUUGGAUGUGCCAUUGGUGGGCUACUAUUUUCUAAAUUGGGUGACACCUAUGGUAGAAGAAUUGCUUUAGUCAUUGUUACUGUUGUCUAUGUUAUUGGUAUUUUGAUUUCAAUUUCGUCUGUUGAUAAAUGGUACCAAUAUCUUAUUGGUAGAAUAUUCUCUGGUAUGGGUGUUGGAGGAAUUUCUGUUUAUUCACCAUUAUUGAUUUCUGAAGUUUCUCCAAAACAUCUAAGAGGUACCUUAGUCUCUUGUUUCCAAUUGAUGAUUACAUUAGGUAUUUUCUUAGGUUACUGUACUAACUAUGGAACAAAAAGUUAUUCUAACUCUGUUCAAUGGAGAGUUCCAUUAGGCUUAGGUUUUGCAUGGGCCCUAUUUAUGAUUGUUGCUAUGCUAAUGGUUCCAGAAUCACCACGUUACUUAAUCAAGAUCGGUAAAAUCGAUGAAGCUAGAAGGUCAAUUGCAACUUCCAACAGAGUAUCUGUUGAUGAUCCUGCUGUACAAGCCGAGCUUGAAUUAUUAAACUCUGGUAUUCAAACCGAAAUUGCUGCCGGUGAAGCCUCUUGGCUUGAAUUAUUUUCCGCUGAAGGGAAGAUAUUACCAAGAGUAAUUCUAGGUGUUAUGAUUCAAAGUCUACAACAAUUGACUGGUGCAAAUUACUUUUUCUACUACGGGACUAGUAUCUUUAAAUCAAUUGGUUUGGAAGAUUCUUUUGAAACCUCGAUAAUUAUUGGUGUUGUAAAUUUUGCUUCCACUUUUGUCGGUAUCUACUUCGUUGAAAGGUAUGGUAGACGAAAAUGCCUAUUAUGGGGUGCUGCUGCUAUGUGUGCCUGUUUUGUUGUCUAUGCUUCUGUUGGUGUCACCAAAUUGUAUCCAAACGGUAUGAACAAUGCUUCUUCUAAGAGUGCAGGAAAUACAAUGAUCGUCUUUACAUGUUUCUUUAUCUUCAGUUUUGCUACCACAUGGGCUCCAAUCCCAUACGUUAUCGUUGCUGAAACUUUCCCAUUGAGAAUUAAGGCUAAAGGUAUGUCCAUUUCUGUAGCUUCUAAUUGGUUCUGGAACUUCUUAUUAAGCUUCUUCACCCCAUUUAUAACAGGUGCUAUCAACUUUUACUAUGGUUAUGUCUUUAUGGGUUGUUUGAUCUUUGCUUGGUUCUACGUCUUUUUCUUUGUUCCAGAGACAAAAGGCCUUUCAUUGGAAGAAGUUAAUGAAAUGUGGCUAGAAGGCGUUUCACCAUGGAAGUCAAGCAAUUGGGUCCCAUUUAGCAAAAGGGAUAUCUCAAUUGAAACCGAUCAUAUCAAGAAGGAAGGUGAACCAUUCUACAGAAAAAUGGUUUAG
Messenger RNA from Maudiozyma saulgeensis, 1737 nucleotides. The record is from the annotation of a GenBank genome assembly. Lineage: Eukaryota; Fungi; Ascomycota; Saccharomycetes; Saccharomycetales; Saccharomycetaceae.